Molecule: messenger RNA, 1041 nt
Organism: Candidozyma haemuli
Lineage: Eukaryota; Fungi; Ascomycota; Pichiomycetes; Serinales; Metschnikowiaceae
Gene: IFG3
Product: Ifg3p
Exons: 2
Coding region: 1-1041 (346 amino acids)
Molecular function (GO): FAD binding; D-amino-acid oxidase activity
Source: RefSeq, a predicted model, not a curated record
AUGCCUCAUUACGUUAUUGUAGGUGCCGGUGUUAUCGGCCAUUACACAGCUUACAAGCUUCUCGAGAACAAUGUUCAUCCUCGGGAUAUCUUGAUCAUGGCAGAGUUCCUUCCAGGCGACGAGUCCAUCAAGUACACUUCUCCAUACGCUGGAGGCAACUUUUCAUGUAUCACAGGCGAUGAUCCCGAGACUUUGGCAUUUGACGAAAUGACAUAUAAAGAAUUGGGCCGGUUGCAACUGUUCUUGGGUGGCCCCAAAUGCGGUCUAGACAGAGUGAAGUCUACGGAGUACUGGGAUACGCCUCCAUCAGAUGAAAAAUUGGCUUCCUUGGAGUCUUACCUCUAUGAUAUAUCAUUCAUUCCCAGCAAUGACUUGCCGGAUGGCGUCCAGUACGGAAUUGAAUUCAUAACCUGGAACUUCAACUGUCCAAAGUUCCUCGCCAGCUUCCAGACGUUCUUACAGAAACAAGGUGUGCAAUUUGAACGUAAGAAGCUCAACAACAUUCAUGAAGCAUACCAAGAAGAUACGAGGGUCGUCUUUAAUUGUACUGGACUCGGGUCGAGGACCCUUGGAGGUGUCAAUGAUGAAAAAUGCGUCCCAUUAAGAGGUCAAGUGGUGGUGGUAAAGGCUCCUCACAUUCAUGAAAACAUGAUGAGAUGGGGUAACGACAAACCCACGUACAUUAUAAAAAGACCUUAUUCUAAUGACCAGUUGAUUCUCGGUGGAUACUUACAAAAAGGAGAUUGGACGCCGGACACUUUCCGUGAACAGACACAAGAUAUCUUGGAGAGAACUACCAAACUCUUCCCCCAAAUUGUGGAAAAGAACUACAGAGGCAAACGUAUUGAAGACCUUGAAGUGCUCAGAGUCGUAGCAGGUUUACGUCCAGGAAGAGAAGGAGGCGCCCGUAUUGAAAGAGAGUUCAUCAAUGCUGGAAAGACGCUUAUUCACAACUACGGUGCUGCUGGUUACGGAUACCAGGCAGGACUUGGAAUGGCAGACAAGGCAGUCCUGCUUGCCCUCGGAAGACCAAAGCUUUAG